UGUAUAUUGAUAAUUCUACUAAUGAACGUUUUGAAAAGGUACCUCAAGUUCUCGCUGAAAAGGUCUUCGCAACUACAAGGCACGAUGGCGGCGACGACACAAGUGCUUGCAUGCGAUUCUACAUCCAUUGUCUUUUCUUUAGACGACCAGGUAGCGAUCAGCUCACCUGAAACCCUCGCAGCCUUGUGUACCGCAGCGUCCUGCCUCAAAGAUCUCUUUCCAGUCGCUUUUCCUACAGAAACCGUUUAUGGGUUGGGUGCUAUCGCUCUAAACGCGACCGCAGCCCUUAAGAUAUUCUCUACCAAAGGCCGGCCAGCUGACAACCCUCUCAUCGUACAUGUUUCAUCGCGGCGUAUGCUACAGACUUUGCUUCCACAAAAUUAUGCGCUCUCACCUUCUUACGAGUUGCUCAUAGAGCACUUUUGGCCCGGACCCCUCACGCUACUUUUCCCCUGCGACCAUAGCCUGAUACCCGAUAUUAUUACUGCUGGUCAGCCGACUGUCGCAAUCAGGAUGCCAUCACAUCCAGUAGCACGAGCACUCAUUGCUGUGACCGAUGCACCACUCGCAGCUCCAAGCGCCAACUCCUCCGGAAAACCUAGUCCCACCCGCGCAGAGCACGUGUUGAAUGACUUGAAUGGCAAAAUCACAAUCAUUCUAGACGGUGGCCCAUGUGAAGUUGGUCUGGAAAGUACGGUUGUGGAUGGUCUACAUGAAGAUGGAAAUAUCCGCAUCUUGCGACCUGGCGGAAUUACAGUGGAAGACAUUAAACGAGUGCUCGUUAAUGGCUUCUCCGAUUCCGGUACACCAAUACCCCAGAUCCUCGUGCAUCGUCGUGAUUUUCGUGACGACGCAUUGGAACAGGCACCUACUACACCUGGCAUGAAAUAUCGUCAUUAUUCUCCCUCAGUCCCAGUGACGCUGAUGCACGUAUCCGAUGCUCCCCUUGGAAUAGAACCUCUUAGCCCCUCCGUUUUUCUGGAGGAUCUCAAGCGUUCAAUACCACAUUCUCCUGACACUCUCCGCGUCGGGUUAUUGAUGCCUUCGGAUUCUAUUUUGAUGAAAUCUCUCAUCAGCGAUACGACCAUUCGGUGGCAUGAGUUUCCUUUGGGGCUGGUUUCGGAGCCGGCUAUUAUUGCAAGGCGGCUAUUUGAUGGACUGUUGACGUUAGAAAGGGAAGGAGUAGACUUGAUCUUAGUGGAAGAAGUUCCAGAAGAAAAUGAGGGCCUAGCAAUCAUGAAUCGGGUCAAGAAAGCAGCUGGAAGCUCGCAAUGGAUCACUAUUCCCUAGAAAUCGCACGAAUAUUGUGGCUGCGUUUACAUUGCUUAUAAUUUUAAUGAAACUAGAAAUGCAAUUAAAAGGCCGGGCAGUGUGCUCCACUUUCCAUCGAAUUCCAUCAGUCGACAUCGCAGGCAUGACUCAUGACCUUAUC
Molecule: messenger RNA, 1432 nt
Organism: Suillus subalutaceus
Lineage: Eukaryota; Fungi; Basidiomycota; Agaricomycetes; Boletales; Suillaceae
Product: DHBP synthase RibB-like alpha/beta domain-containing protein
Exons: 2
Coding region: 22-1290 (422 amino acids)
Biological process (GO): regulation of translational fidelity
Cellular component (GO): cytoplasm
Molecular function (GO): tRNA binding; double-stranded RNA binding; nucleotidyltransferase activity
Source: RefSeq, a predicted model, not a curated record